Molecule: messenger RNA, 4298 nt
Organism: Pseudonaja textilis
Lineage: Eukaryota; Metazoa; Chordata; Lepidosauria; Squamata; Elapidae
Source: RefSeq, a predicted model, not a curated record
GGAAAAAAAUCCUAACAGACCAAUGAGCCAUAAAGAGAUUCUUCAGGUUAUCCAAAAAGAAGGGUUAAAAGAGAUUAGAAGUGGAACUUCUCCGCUUGCAUGCCUGAAUGCUAUGCUGCACACCAACUCCCGUGGAGAUGAAGGAAUAUUCUAUAAGGUUCCUGGAAGGAUGGGGGUCUAUACGUUGAAAAAAGAUGUUCCUGAUGGGCUAAAGGACUUGUCUGAAGGCUCAGAAGAAAGCAGUGAUAUACAAUCAGAUUCCCCCAGCUCAGAAAGCAGCAGUAGCAGUAGCAGUGACCAGAGUAGCAACAAGGAAGGAAGAAAAAGCAGGUGGCAAAGGAAAGUAUCAGCCAGACUUUCACAAGUGUCCUCUCCACAGCCAGGCUGCCCAUCUCCUUCUAUUCCACCAGGUAAAAUCAUCUCUUCAUCUCAGAAGCACAGCAAAAAGGCACUUAAACAAGCCUUGAAGCAAAAGCAAAGGAAGCAGCAUCAUUGUCGAACCAGUGUGCCUGUGUCAACUAAUCACCACCUCCUACAGCAGCAUAUGAAGAUUCCAAACCAUCCUGCAAAAGCCGCUUGGGAAGGAAAACAAUCAGAUGGACAUUCAAGUAGCCCACAGAAUUCUACUUCUAGUUCUUCUCCCUCUGUUAAAACUGAGCCUUCCUUGCCAAUCCUUGGGAAGAAACCAUUCCAAAGAUCUGAGAGGCUCCAUGCACGGCAGCUGAAGAGAACAAAAUGUGCUGAAAUUGAUGUAGAAACCCCAGAAUCCAUCUUGGUGAACACCAAUCUGCGAGCUCUAAUCAACAAGCAUACAUUCAUGGGACUACCAGUUGAAUGUCAGCAGAAGCUGCUCCUGCUCCUUCCAGAGGUGGACAGGCAGAUUGGAAUGGAUGGCUUGAUGAAGCUCAGCAGUUCUGCCCUCAACAACGAAUUCUUUAAUUCGGCUGCGCAAGGAUGGAAAGAGCGACUGUCGGAAGGGGAGUUCACUCCAGAGAUGCAGCUAAGACUACGGCAGGAACUAGAAAAGGAGAAGAAAGUGGAAUUUUGGAAAGAGCACUUCUUUGAGAGCUAUUAUGGUCAGAGUUCUGGGCUUAGCCUUGAAGAGUCUAAACAACUGAUAUCUUGUAUUCCUACUGUUCAGAAUCAAGCACAGACUGGGAAUCUAGCACCUCAGUUACAGAAAUGCAUAGUAGUCCAUAAAGCAGUAUCUGACAAAGAACAGACCAAUUCUCUGAUGGGUCCAAAAGUACACGUUCUCCCAGCUAUAACAGCAGCCGCUAAAGGAGAGGAGAUUGAGCAACCCAAGGUCCUUAAGCCAGAAGAGCUUUUAAAUUCUUCUGGCAACAUUGCCUCCAUCCAGAGUAGCAGCCAGAUUCCUCAGAAGAUUUCCAAGAGAGUUGAGGAGCCAGAAGAGGUGACACCACAACCUGCUUACCUGGAGUCUGUGGUGAGACAAAAUCCAAGCAAACCAAAGAAUGCAGCCAUUGCUGGUACUAAACCAAGCCCAGAAGUAGAAUCUCAGGAGAUUUCUGCAAAGGAGGUUCCUGCCACUUGCACAGAACAAAUGGACACUGGAAGCCGGGCUUUCAAGAGAAAAUCAGAGAUUCCUGAAGAGGCACUGAUGACACCUGAAAAACAGCUCCACGUGACAGAAAAGUGCCCCACCAGGCCGCCUUUUCAGGCCCCACUGCAGUGCUUUCCCAUCGCGCCUACACCAAAAGUCCCUCCACUCAGGAUCCACGUCUCCAGAAUCCAAGGAUCUCCAGCAUUACUGUCUGCUAGCCAGGUCUCUCCCAGGCCCCCCUUCCCAAUCAUCAGGAGAACAGGGGCCAGGACUUUGGCCGACGUCAAAGCCAGGGCUAGAAUGGCCAGGGCCCAGCGAGCAGCUGCUGCAGCCGAAGCAGCCGCAGCAGCCUCCAUUGCUACUACUUCUGCCUCCAUUGUGGAAGCCAUCCCAGGGCCGGGGCCCGGAGGGGGGAAAGGAGAGGACAAGAGCAGUCCACUCUCAGGGAGGCCUCAGGGAGCUACAUUGGACAUGGCAGACUUUGGAAACAGGACAAGUCCAAAAAGGGUUUUCCCCUCUCGCCCAGCCCCUUCCUCCCCAGCAGACUCCCCAGCUCCAGAACCAGCAGCAACAAGCAGUGCUGCUAGAGCACAACUACAGCCGGCUCCCCCAGCACAAUCCAGAACUGCAAGCAGCAACCCAGAGGUGGAGAGUGCGUCGAUUUCACAACCAGCAAUAGGGAGUGUCAGCUGUACAAAUCCCAGCCUUUUGACUGUGCCUGCCACUCGGGAUGUCACAGCUUCUUUGGGGUCAACAGUUGAUCUUGCUUCCAUGAUGGAGAAACUUAGAAAUAGCCCUCUUGCUCUUAACCAGGUUACAAGAACAUCCAGUGGCUUUGAGCCUGGAGUGAACUGCAAAAGUAUAUCGAAAACAGCUUCUACCACCAGCACAGGUGUUUCAGAAGACAAAGCCAGGGCCUUGCUUUCUGUAUCUCCUGUGUUGGCUGAAUCCAUCAAGGCACCCCCUCUGCUUUCUUCUCCACGUGGCACUGUGCCCAUGUCCACCUUAUCUCCUCCUUCCUGUAACACUUUGUUGGUAGCCCACAGCCCUAAAGUGCCCCCAGGCUCCUCAGGUUCAAAUGGAAGUAGCUCUGCUGUAAAGUCCAGCUCCAGUAUACCUGCUAAUAAUCCCCUGGUGGCUCAGCUGCUACAAGGUAAAGAAGUCCCAAUGGAGCAGAUGCUCCCAAGGCCUCUGACAAGAGUUGACAUUAAGUCUAUUGCCGUGCCUGUGAAGGAAGGCAAAGCGACCACAAUUGUUUCCAGGUCUGGCCCUCCAAGGGAAGGGGAAGGACAGCUGCACGUGGCUUUCCCAGCAGGUGGGAAGCCAAGCCUUAGUCACUGUGGACAGUCCCAAGAUCCUCCACCCUUCUCCUCUUUAUCAGGGCAGGACUUGUGGAGCCAACCUACAGACCUCCACAGUAGCCAGGAAACUUUAGGCAAGAGUGCCCAAGAACAUAUUCUCCAGACUGUCAUGCGGAAAGUCCCUGUGCAGAGCCUCCCUACUGCUCCUUCUCCCCCUCCACGUCUCCCCCUCCUCCCCCCACAUUUCCCAGUAGAGAGCAGCUCCGCCAGCCAAAGUUUCACACUGGGAUUCAUAGGGAGAAGGACAUUCAAGCCUGCCAUGUCUGGCCAUUACCUCCUGAAUGUUUCUACCUAUGGACGCUGCCCAGAGAACCUAAGAAGAAACCUUGCCGUGCCCCCAGAGGAGCCCCCAGAGAAAUUGGAGGAACAGAAGCAUACAUCUAAAGAUGAGAGUAACAUUAGCGGUGGUGAAGAUGAAGGGUUCAGAGAUGGCAACGUGACUGAACAUGCAACAGCACAUCUCAAAGUUAAAGAGGAGUCUCUGGCUCCAGGAAGAGGAAGAGGGAGACAGGCAACCUCAAAUGUAAAAGUGGAGCAGGCGGCAAUAAGCCACAAGGAUGGAAACAUUUGCUUAUUCCCAGCAGGUCAAGACUAUGCUGAAAACAAUGCAGCAAAAGAUUUUAUUCAGGCUGCCCAGGAACAAGUGGCUCAGACAAUUAGAGGAGAAAGGAGGUCUUGCAGUGGGGAACUUCAAACCUGUGCUCCAGCAAAUGUUACCCCACAGCGGCCCCUGCUGCUUUCACCCUCACCCUCUCCUCAGCUCUUUGGAAACCCUACUCCUACGCAACUUAUUGGGCCAGGCUACAGCGGCACAAUUAAUGUGUCCACUUCUCCAGACAUGCAUCAGGAUACUCUCCUGACUGGACUGUCAGACCCCAGCCACAUGGGGGAUGUAGUGUCCUUCUCUGUAACUGUAACCGCUAUCCCUGCUGGCCACUCAGCAAAUACUGGUAGCCAUGGACAAGCUCUCCGUGGCCAGGCUUUUGUGGAAGGUGGUGGCUUGGAGGACUUGCCCACAAAGUGCUACUGUCGCUUGAAAGCCAUGAUUGUGUGCAAGGGCUGCGGGGCCUUCUGCCAUGAUGACUGUAUUGGCCCCUCCAAACUCUGUGUUUCCUGUCUCGUUGUGCGGUAGCAGGUUUGCUAGAUGGCAUCUCAUCUAGGGAGCAGGAGGGGCAUGCUGCUGAGUCAAGAGUCCCUGUCCUUAUGCCACUCCACGUCUCCUUGGUUUCCUUGAGAAUGAAGAAAGCACCUUGGAUGAAUGGCUGAGCCCAGUGGGACAAGGGUGUGCACUUAAGGAAUCAUGUAAAUAUGUUGCAUUGUUUUGUCUUAAAAGAUUAUUUUUUCCGACCUUGAGAUAAAUCUAUGGAUGUGAA